Venturia canescens is the source of this 1539-nucleotide messenger RNA. RefSeq lists its product as uncharacterized. Gene Ontology annotation, biological process: DNA replication. The record is from RefSeq and is a predicted model, not a curated record. Gene Ontology annotation, molecular function: DNA binding; nucleotide binding; DNA-directed DNA polymerase activity. The coding region runs from base 1 to 1539 and encodes 512 amino acids. The transcript is spliced from 3 exons. Lineage: Eukaryota; Metazoa; Arthropoda; Insecta; Hymenoptera; Ichneumonidae.
AUGUUCAAGGACAGCGGACGCGACGCUCGCGCGAGUUUAAACAGAGACCGUGUACAAAGCGACGGUGAUACACUGAACGAGCGUCUCGAGAGAACAAACGCUAUAUCGCAGAGAAUCCGCUCAAGCGGCUACACGUUAACCGAGAUUUGGGAGUGCGCGUAUGACCGGAUGAUAAAAACAGAUUUAGAGAUGAGCGCUUUUGUGAGUGAUCACCCUCUGGUUCGAGCGGAGCCUCUCAAUCCGCGCGAUGCUUUUUUCGGUGGUCGCACGGAAAACAUGGUCACUCUGUACGACGUGAAAGAGCAGAUACGAUAUGUUGACGUUUGCUCUUUGUACCCAUACAUCUGCAAGUACGGCAAAUAUCCGGUGGGCCAUCCAACGGUAUACGUCGGCGACGAGUGCAGGGCGCUGACAGGUCCCGAAAAUAAUAUCAGUCUUUCCCGCGUCGAGGGCCUUGUUAAAUGUACAGUGCUUCCACCGCAAAAUCUUUAUCAUCCGGUGCUGCCGGUGCGAAUGCAUCAGCGCCUGUUAUUCGGGUUAUGUCGUAGCUGCUGCGAAACAAUGAACCAGGACGCGUGUCCUCAUGAAGACCCCGCGGAGCGUGUGUUUAGCGGUACUUGGGUAGUGGAUGAAUUGCGAAAAGCUAUUGCGUGCGGGUAUAAAAUAUUAACCGUGAGCGAGAUUUGGCAGUAUAAGAUAACGCAGUACAACCGCGAUACACAGAAGGGGGGCCUUUUCACCGGGUACAUAAACACUUUUCUUAAAAUCAAACAAGAGGCUAGCGGUUGGCCCGAGGGUUAUGCAGAUGACGAGGCUGCCCAAGAGCGUUAUAUAACUGCUUUUAAGACAGCCGAAGGGGUUCAGCUGGAGCGGGGUGCGGUAGCGAAAAACCCGGGGCUGCGCUCGGUAGCCAAACUUUGUCUUAACUCCUUUUGGGGUAAAUUUGGACAACGCGAAAAUUUACCACAAACAGAAAUAGUGUCGACACGCGAAAAACUUAUGGAGCUGCUAAAUAGCCCCGAGCACGAGAUCACUGGUAUGCUACCUGUUAACAACCAGGUGCUGUAUGUUAAUUAUACGAAAACCAAUGAUGCUGUAAUACCGUCUAAUAUAGCAAAUACUGUCAUAGCUGCAUACACCACAGCCCAAGCCCGUUUAAAACUUUACACCUAUCUCGAACCGCUGGGUAAGCGUGCUCUGUACUGCGACACCGAUUCCGUUAUUUAUGUCACGAGAAAAGAGCCUGGAGAGUAUGAACCGCCAACGGGUCAAUUGCUAGGGGAUUUAACCGACGAGCUAAGCUCUUACGGCGAGGGUAGUUACAUUAAGUCUUUCAUCUCAGGCGGCCCUAAAUUUUAUUCUUUCAUAGUUAAUACGCCGAGCGGCGCGGAAAGCGAGGUUUGCAAGGUUAAAGGCAUAACGCUGAAUUACGCAAACAGCUCGCUGAUAAAUUACGAAUCAAUACGGUCAUUUAUAAUAGGUUGUCACAUGACCCGAAAAGAAAUCGUGCAUGCCUCUGAGCGUCAAGCGAAGACGUGA